This is a messenger RNA of Rubroshorea leprosula, 1647 nucleotides long. Lineage: Eukaryota; Viridiplantae; Streptophyta; Magnoliopsida; Malvales; Dipterocarpaceae. The record is from the annotation of a GenBank genome assembly.
GGAAUGAUGGGCCGGGCCACCUUAAUCUACAUAGUUUAGGAGUCAAUGUCAGGCGCAGAAGAUGGAGGAAGGACAUGGGUAGUGCAGAAGCUGCGGUGUUCUGCUCAAAUCUUGCAACCAAUCUUCAUUCUGCUCCGUUCUUGAACUCGAAUUUGCCGAAACUCAACUUGUUCUCAAUCCCACCACCGAAAGCUUACUCUUUUCCUUCAAUAAGAUGUCGUCCUGUCCUUGGUUCUCCCGUCUUUGGAGCUUCACCGUCAUCAGAUGGUACCCAUGUAAUGGUGGAAGACGAUCUCCAGGCAUUCCUUCAGAUUCUUCCACUGGAUUUACGGGGUAUUCUCAUAGAUGAACCUAAGAGAGACAAACUUCUAGAGGUUAUACUUGACCUGGGUCGGCUGCCAGAGGCACGCUAUUUAGGUGAACCUGGUGGACAGUAUUUGAGGAAUACUGAGGUAUCAAUGAAAGAGUUGGAGGAUGCUCAAAAUGCUGUUGGGGAAUUUGGAGGGGACAAUAGAGCUGGAAUUGAGGGUACCCUGCACAGAAUAUCAGCAAUUAGGAGUAGGAAGGGGGAAAUAGUUGGUUUGACAUGCCGAGUUGGCAGGGCAGUCAGUGGUCACAUUGACAUGGUUCAUGAUCUGCUUCACUAUGGAAAGAGCAUCCUGUUUGUUGGAAGGCCAGGAGUUGGCAAGACUACUGUCAUGCGGGAAAUUGCACGUGUUUUAUCGGAUGAAUUUCACAAAAGAGUGGUGAUUGUUGAUACAAGCAAUGAAAUGGGAGGAGAUGGAAAUAUUCCCCAUGCUGCAAUAGGAGGUGCACGGAGAUUGCAGGUCCCUGAACCAUCUUUGCAACACAAAGUCAUGAUUGAGGCAAUAGAGAAUCAUAUGCCUGAGGUGAUAGUUGUUGAUGAGAUUAGCACAGAAGCUGAAGCACUUGCUUGUCGCUCAAUUGCUGAGAGAGGUGUCAUGCUUAUUGCUACAGCUCAUGGAGAGAGGCUUGAAAAUAUAAUGAAAAAUCCCACACUCUCUAACCUGAUUGGGGGAAUAGAAACUGUUACUUUAGGAGAUGAGGAAGCUCGAGCUAGGAGGUGUAAGAAAAGUGUCCUUGAGAGGAAGGGUCCACCAACAUUUUACUUUUUGAUUGAGAUGAGAGAAAGGCAUUAUUGGAUUACACACAGGACAGAGAAGAGUGUGGAUAUGUUGCUUCGCCAAAGAAACCCAUUGGUGGAGGUCAGAAAGAGAGAUAAUCAGUUCAAGAUAGUAGUUGAAAGAUGGAAGCCAUAUGAUGGGCAUGACAUUUGACCCCAGUUCGAGUUCUGAUGCCACUUACUGUAAGCCCAGCAGGCUUUCAAUAUUGCUUUGGCUAAUUUUUGUAGCAAAUUUAUAAUUGCUGAUAGUCACCAUCUUCUAUCAAGCCAAACACACAAGUUUUCUUAUAAAGAGACGUAUCAACUAAUAUUAAACCAUACCAAAUUCUUGAUUGAGAAAAAUGGAUAUGAAUGUUGAUAAAAGGACACAAGAUGGGAUGUGGAAAGGCCUUUUAUCAUCAUAGUCAGCCGGCAGCAUCUUGUAAUCCUAAACCAUAACUCUUAUCACUUUUAUCCAUUUCAUGUUUGUAUUAUUAUAUGUGCAAUCAAGAUCGAUCAUAUUC